AUGGCAUCAACCACUACAACAUCAGCGCCACAGUCCGCGCCGCCAUCUCUCGCGCUCCCACCCUCCCAGUUCGCCCGACUCCAACCACAUGCCUACCUUCUCGCCCACCUCUCACCCCCCGCAUCGAGCCAACAGCCUUCAAUUCGAGCCAAUGGUCGCGCUCCUUCACAGUUCCGUGUCACAUCCGCAAACACAGGUUCGCUAACACAUACAAAUGGGAGCGCCGUGGUGCGACUCGGCGACACCACGGCCGUGUGCGGUGUAAAAGCGGAGAUCCUACAUACAGAAGAUAUUGCCUCAUGGAGUGUCUCGCACUCAUCGUCCUCCGACUCAAACAAACGACGGAAAUUUACGAACCCAGCCGACAAGCCUGGUGAAGAUCGCGAAGAUGGGUCAAAGGAAGACGAAGAGGAGGAGAACUCGUACAUCGAAGACUUUAGUUUACUCGUGCCCAACCUCUCUUUGAGCACUGGAUGCGCGCCAGGAUUCACACCUGGCGCACCUCCUGCCGCUCUAACCCAGUCUCUAUCGCAUCAGAUCCUCUCAUUACUGCACAGCUCCCGCCUAGUCCGCCCCGAGGAUCUGCAAAUAUGGUACGAUCGACCAAAUCUAGGACCAGAAGAUCUGGAGCGUCAUAAUGAGGAUGAACAGAUGGAUGUGGACGUUGAAAAGCAACCGGGCGAGGAUACUCUACAGGCGCGUGAGAUUAAGGCGUUCUGGGUCCUCUACAUAGAUAUCAUGAUUAUUUCUCUGGCAGGGAACCCAUUCGAUGCAGCUUGGACAGCUGUUCUAGCCGCUCUCCGUGGUACGAAACUGCCGCGUGCAUGGUGGGAUGUUGAUAAUGAAACGGUAGUGUGUUCGGAUCUCGUUUCGGAAGCUCGCAAGCUAUCGCUGCGGGGUCUACCUGUCGCUAGCUCCUUUGGUGUCUUCGAGGCAGAUGCCGCGGCUGGUUGGAGAGCGGUUAUCAUCCCCGACGCUGAAGAGGAGAAACAAUUAGCGGAGAGUGACAGGAAAGGUAUUCAAAGGAGAUGGAUUUUGGCUGACCCUGACGGUUACGAAGAAGGGUUAGCUGCUGAACGAGUGAGCUUUGUUGUUGAUAAAAACCCAGAUAACGGCAAGGUUACCAUCGUAAAGAUGGAAAAGAACGGUGGGCUCUCUGUUGAUAGGAAAGAGUUGAAGGCGUUAGUGGACGUAUCCGCUCGGAGGUGGGAGGAUAUCAACCAAAUUCUUGGACGAUGUUAG
Molecule: messenger RNA, 1242 nt
Organism: Aspergillus puulaauensis
Lineage: Eukaryota; Fungi; Ascomycota; Eurotiomycetes; Eurotiales; Aspergillaceae
Product: 3' exoribonuclease family protein
Exons: 1
Coding region: 1-1242 (413 amino acids)
Biological process (GO): nuclear mRNA surveillance; U5 snRNA 3'-end processing; nuclear polyadenylation-dependent rRNA catabolic process
Cellular component (GO): cytoplasmic exosome (RNase complex); nuclear exosome (RNase complex)
Source: RefSeq, a predicted model, not a curated record